AUGGGCCAACGGCUACAUGAUCAGAUACAUUCAGUCGAGAGACUAGGGAGCGAGGAGGAUGCGGUGCGCAAAAUGGCCGUGUUCAAAUUGCAGAGCAGCAUCGGCGACCCUUCGUUCGCAGAUAUCUUUAUCGCCGAAGAUGGGCUCACCAGACUCCGCUAUCUCACUCUCCAUGCGAGUGGAAAUACGUUGGCCUACAGUCUAACCAGCUUCGCCAGGCUAUUGGAAGUUGACAAGGGGUGGGAAUGUGUGGAUCAAGAAUUGGUUGAGAGAGUUGUUGAACUUAUAGUCACACACCCCCUUGUCAACAUCCUCAGGGGGGCCAUGUCCAUUCUCGUCUCUGUCGUGUCGCAUCCUUACUCGGGCGGCCGUUUGUCGCAAAGUGGCUCUUUUGGAUUCCGUGCCCUGAAACCUGCAAUCGCUCUAUACCCACAAUUUCUGGAAAUGCUUGUUAGUCGACUUUCUUCGGCGGACCACGCACUCUGUGCCAAUGCCCUCCAAUUGAUCAAUUCAUUAAUGCGUGACUCUAUAACCAACGAUACAGAGCUGGAAUGGCCUAAAUUCAUCCAAAAGCUUCAGGAUCUUGGGGUGAUUAAGGCUGUCUACUCGUUGAUGCAAGGCACCGCGUUACAAGACCACGCACAUCCUCUGAUAGAGUUUCAGUCUCUCACAAAAGUCCUCCUGCGCAAAUGGCGCGAUAUCCCGUUAGAUCUUGAAAAGCCAGAGCACCGGAGAGCCCUCAAAGGUAUUCACCUAGCCAGCAGCACUCGGGAGAGGGAAGACAGCGACGUACGCCGAUCAAGAAGACACAACCCGGAUAAGUGGCGACGACUUGGAUUCGAGACCGAGAGCCCUGUGAUCCAAUUCGAAGAAAUGGGAUUCCUGGGGAUGAUGGACUUGGCGGAUUUUGUGCGAAACCAUCAGGAUGGAUUUCAGAAAAUGCUGCUGGAACAGUCGACGAAACCCGCACAACAGCGGUGCCCUAUUGCCCGUGCUUCUCUGUCUGUCACUUCAAUUCUAUAUGACCACUUUGAGGUUGACAAAUCAGAGGUUGAAGACAGCAAGAGCUAUCUACUACUGGAGUCUCGCUCUAAUCUAGACAAAGUUUUCAAACCUCUUUUACUUCACUGGACUCGCUUGCAUGUGGCAGGGUUGCACGCCUUCUUUCGGCUGUGGAAGUCGACCAGUGCAGAGGUCGAGGACUAUGACAAGAUUGUGGAGUUGGUUCGCAUAUUAAUCGAGUCUGUCGUGGGUGGCGCUGCCCGAACAAAAGAUGUGCAAGACGUGGAGGAAGAACUUGCCGAUUUUGAGUACGGCCGCCUACGCAGCCUACAGAUGGAGCUGCUAGAGCUUACGUAUGAGGAUGUCUGGGGACAACAUUUGCGACAAGUACGUGAAGAGUUACAGCACGAGGCCCUUCAGUUUGUCAAGGAGCAGAGGAUACGGUGCCUGCUGCAAGGUGCUUGGUUCCCAAAUGAUGGAAGCCCAAAAGUAGAAGGGAAGCAGGCAAUAUCAAAAUGGAGAUAUGUUCAACUGUCCCACAAUCGAAGGUUUCUCCAUUUCGGAGAUUUUGAGAGGAUGGACGAGACCAAGCGUCCAGAGCUUGAUGUGCUUGGAAAGAGUGAGCUCCCGUUCCCCAAUUGGACUUCUCAAUUAAUUAACAAUUCAGUCGAUCUAUCCACCGUUUCUUCCGUUGUCUCAAAUGUUUCUGCCUCACCCGACAACUCAUCUUCUUCCACGGUCAAGAGCAUGUCGCAGCAACGUGUUUCGUCGACGAAAAUCACCAUCCAUGGCUACGUUGCGGCUUCUAGCGAGGCGCAGAAGACUAACGGCCAUUCUCGUUCCGGUAGUAGAGCUACCCAACGAGAGGCAACCCUUUUGACACUUCGCCCAGAGUCCCCCAGCAUUGCUUCCGAGUGGCUCGAUGGCCUGCUUAUGCUUUUGAAUCAGCAGCCAAUCACCGCCGAGACUAGCAAGUUGAUCAAGCUCAUCAGUGACUAUGGGCUGAAAAUCCGACUGCUGAAUGUUCGAUUUGACGACGCGGUCUUUGCAGGUGAAGCUCCAGCCGUUCCCUCACGGGAGGGACUCACUGAUGAUUACUAUUAUGAUAUCUUUGGGGGUUCGUAG
Aspergillus calidoustus is the source of this 2127-nucleotide messenger RNA. The record is from the annotation of a GenBank genome assembly. Lineage: Eukaryota; Fungi; Ascomycota; Eurotiomycetes; Eurotiales; Aspergillaceae.